AUGCCGCAACAGCAGCCGCAGCACCAGGCUGCGGGACUGCUCCUGCUGCUCUUCCUCCUCUGGAACCUCUUCCCGGAGGGCGAGUACCAGAACCAGUCGCUGGCGCUCUCCGAGCUCGCAUCGAAGCGUCUCGAGCGGUACCAGGAUGCGCUCGAGGUGCUCAACCAGACUCGCUGGGGCGACUUCCGCCCGCGCCCCGACGGCGUCGAGGCCAACGCCGCUGCCGACGACGGCUCCUCCUACAGCUAUGUCAAUCUGACGGGCUUCCGCGAGCAAGACGGCUUCGCGUGGGAUGACCUCGAGCUGUUCCGCGAAAAGGGCCUGCGGCUGAGCCGCCACGCGAUCCCGCCCGUCGGCGGCAAGCAGCUCUGGGACGCGGCGCAGGGAGAGCCCGUAUGGGCCAACGCCUCGGGCACGCUGCACGGCGACUGGGUGCGCCGUCCGGGCUCCUCGCCGCGCACCUACGACAGCUACAACCUCAGCCGGAGCGUUCCCGGUAUGGACUGGGUCGGCGACAGGGCCGACUGGGCGCGCAACAUCACAGGCGAGAGCGGGCGCAUGAUGCUCCGCCUCGAGGGCAACAGGACGGUGCAAAAGUACGACGAGGUCGCCGAGGGCAGCAAUCCGCUCUCGGGCGGCAUGAUCCGCCACGUCAGGGGGUAUGCUACCAUCGAGGACACGAUGGGCUCCGGGCUCAACUGGGAGAUGCGCCUCUGGGGCCUGCAGUGGCCGCGCCAGGGCGUGGUCCUCAUGACGACAACGAGCGAGAAGUUUGAGGGCAUAUUCGGCCUGCCGCACCUCGCGCCGAGUGCCGACUUCUUCCAGUCGGCGCAGAUGAUGCUGAAGCGCAAGCUGGCCCGCGUCGUCAGGCGCAAGAGGCGCAACCUAUACGUCGACCAGAACAUGCCGUGGAACUCGGACGUCGACAAUGCCAUGUACACGGCCUUUCCCUCGCCGCACUGCGAGUUUGUGCUGUACGGGCAGGUCCACCCGCCGCUUCAGCAGGACGCGGGCGUCGACGCCGAGCACGCCGAGGACGUGAUCCGGGCCAUCGAGUCGGAGCUGCAGAAGCCGCUGGGCGCGCCGAUCCACUCCGUCUCCAAGCUCCAGAUGUCGACCGUCAUAUACUCGCCCGACUGCGGCUUCUUCCUCGAGUCCAAGGGCCCGCCCGACUUCCCGCCCGGCGACUCGGACCACCUCGUCGGGAUGAAGACGGAGGUGCACACCCACCAGGUCAAGACGUGGAUGCUCGUGUACGCGCUCGUCGUGUUCGCCCAGGUCGGCUUGCUCAAGGACCAGAUGCAGGAGUCGUUCACGCCGUCGACCAUGGGCCGCGUGAGCUUCUGGACCGUCAGCGCCAUGGUCAUCGUCGACGGCAUGACCUUUACCGCCGCCGCCACCUGGGUGUCGUCAGCCAUGGCGACGUUUCUGCCCACGCUGGCGCUCAUGUUCGCGUCCUUCCUGUCCAUGACCAUAGGUGGCAGCUUCUUGGCCAAGAUCCAUGAGGUGCAGCUGCCUGAGAGGAACCGGCGCCGCGACCAGCAGAGACAGACAUCGAGCGGCACCUCGACGGAGACUACGAGCUCUGCCCCGUCGGCGCCCCUGACGCCAAACCCGACAGGCGCUCUCCUCCCCGCGCCAGUGACCGCACCGCGAUCUACCCGCUUGCCCCCAGAUCAGGGCCCCAUCAUCAUCCCGUCCGAUCAGGACAUAUCUGCCGAGAUAGCCGCGGCAGCAUCUGCCGUGCCCCGGCCCAACAUGGUCAGCAACUCCACCACGACUCCCCCGCCCGCCCCUCACCGCCCGGCGCAGACCUUCCAGGCCAUCAUCGGGCGCUUCAUCCUCUUCAGCCUCUUCGUCUCCUUCCUCGCCAUCUCGUCGGUGACGUGGUACUCGCGCCCGCGCGCCCUCCUCCUCAACGCCUGCGCCCUCGCCUACUUCUCCCUGUGGCUGCCCCAGAUCUGCCGCAACACGCUGCGCAACUGCCGCCGCGCCCUCAGCUGGCGCUUCGUCCUCGGCCAGUCCGCCCUGCGCCUCCUCCCCUUCGCCUACUUCUGGGUCAAGCACGACAACUUCCUCUACGCCCGCACCGACCGCCGCGCCUUCGCCCUCCUCUGCGCCUGGGUCUGGCUCCAGAUCUGCCUCCUCGCCGCGCAGGACGUCCUCGGCCCCCGCUUCGGCAUCCCCGCCGGCUGGGCCCCCGACGCGUGGGACUACCACCCCGUCCUGCGCGAGGACAACGUCGAGGCCGGGGGCCUGCCCAUAGGCCUCGUCGCCGACGACGCUGCUGUUGCUCGGAGCCCCACGACCGAGAAGCUUGGCAGCGUUAGCGGCGGUGCUGGUCCUGCUGGCGGUACCAGGGCCAUCGACUGCGCCAUCUGCAGGGAGGUCCUGGAGGUGCCCGUCCUCAGCGCCGGCGAGGAGGAGGGACGUGUGGCAAACGUCUUCGCGCGUAGGCUGUACAUGGUAACGCCCUGCCGGCACAUUUUCCACACGGCGUGCCUGGAGGGCUGGAUGCGUUUCCGCCUUCAGUGCCCGAUAUGUAGGGAAGAGCUGCCGCCUAUAUGA
This is a messenger RNA of Purpureocillium lilacinum, 2568 nucleotides long. RefSeq lists its product as uncharacterized. Gene Ontology annotation, molecular function: zinc ion binding. The record is from RefSeq and is a predicted model, not a curated record. NCBI's taxonomy places the organism in Eukaryota, Fungi, Ascomycota, Sordariomycetes, Hypocreales, Ophiocordycipitaceae.